GUUAUGACUAACAUAUAAUUGUGAGAUUUACGAAAAAUACAUUUUUAUAAUGCAUAAGAUGUUACUACUUAAAAUUUCGUGCUACAUUCUUUCACACAGUGCCUUAAAAUGAGACUCCGUGAUUUAUAGUAAUUACGAAGAAGAUAUAUUUACGUAUGCAGGUAUAACGACCGUGAAUGAAUUUAUGACAAGAAAAGUGAAUGCAAUAAAUAAGUACAUGUCAAAAUUAUGCCAUGUACGCUCCAGAUCACCUCAGACGGAAAGAAGUCAGAGAUGUUAUGUACCGCAGCAAUUCAAGUCUUGACUUGAUAUACACCGAGCAUCCAUCGGGGAACGGUUUACGGCGCGAAUAUGGGAGUCAUGGAUCUAUCGACGUAAUAGGUGGGACCAGUGAUAGACUACCAGCAAUGGUGCACAAUUACAGCAGCGUAUCUACUCCGGACAAACAACCGGGGUUAGGUCGAGCUGAUCGACUGGCCGAAGUCUUGGCCAGCGAUCAUGCCGAUGGACCGCCUCCCAGAUCCAGUGUCAGCCCUAAGCCCCGCCUUAAGCUGAAUAAACUAUGGGGUGGAGCUGCGCCCGUGCUGUCACGUCAACCUCUUGAUGACGGUGCCCUCCCAUCAACAGUCCCCGAGGAAGUCAAAAGAAAGCAAUUUGCCCACUAUGAUUGUCAGUCUUUGAUGGCUAAUUUAAGUUAUGCAGCAGAAAUACGUGGGGCAUUAUUGAGUAGACGUCGUAACACAACUACAGGGGCAUCAGCAGCAUCACUGUUAGCGACGCGUGGUCUACCUCCAGGCGAGGAUGCUGUACCGGAUACUGGAGAUGGACGGUCUAAUGAACUCUUAGAAAGUUGCCCCUUUUUUAGAAAUGAAUUAGGAGGUGAAGAAGAGCGCUGUAUAUCCCUGUGCUCACGAACUGCCCGUGGAGCGAUACCGGGACAAUAUGGAGGAUGGCAUCGGCCCCGUGCUGCUUAUGGCUUCUCAGUAUUAGAAUUUCCCCCCGGACAUACACAUUGGCGGCAAGGUUGUCCAUUUGCACGGUCUCUCGCACCACUGCCUGUAGAAAGUCAAGAUCUAGGAGCAUUAUAUUAUAGGAACUAUUUUUACACACAACCACAUCAGAAUUGGUUUGGAAUGGAGGAGAAUCUAGGUCCUGUAGCUAUAUCCAUCAAGAAAGAACGGGUUGAGUUACGUCGUGGCGGGGGAGAUGCAUUAGCUCCUGCUUCUCAGUUGGCCUGGCACUAUCGUGUCAUCGUACGAACAGCGGAGCUACUCACAAUACGAGGCUCUGUGCUAGAAGAUGCUUUACCUAUUGUCAAACCAAGCAAUAAUAGUGCCACCUACAAUACCAAAGAUGUCUUGGAAUACAUAGCUCCCGAAAUACAACUCAGCUGCUUAAGACUGGGCAUUACAAACAGUGGUGCUGAAGAGCAACUAUUACGUUUAGAUGAACAAUGUGUGACUAGACACUACAAAGUGGGUGUAAUGUAUUGCAAGAGCGGACAGUCCACCGAAGAAGAAAUGUAUAACAACCAAGAAGCAGGUCCUGCAUUUGUAGAAUUCCUACAAAUGUUAGGACAGACUGUGAGAUUAAAAGAUUUUGAUAAAUACAAGGCUGGAUUGGACAAUAGGACUGAUUCAACGGGCUUGUAUUCAGUGUACACUACGUACCAAGGUUGUGAAAUUAUGUUUCACGUGUCUACAAUGCUACCUUACACACCUAAUAAUAGACAACAAUUGUUGAGAAAAAGACACAUUGGCAAUGAUAUAGUAACAAUAGUCUUCCAAGAACCCGGAGCUGCACCAUUUACACCGAGAAAUAUACGAUCUCAGUUCCAACAUGUUUUUGUAGUUGUAAGAGUUAUAGAUCCGUGUACAGAAAAUACACAUUAUAGUAUAGCUGUGAGCCGAGCGAAAGAAGUGCCUUUAUUUGGACCCCCAAUCAAAGAUGGUGCUGUUUACCCCAAGGGUGAUGCUUUUACUGAAUUGUUACUGAGUAAGGUGAUAAAUGGUGAGAACGCAGCUAUACAGUCGCCCAAAUUUAGUACAAUGGCGACGCGCACACGUCAAGAGUACCUGAAAGAUUUAGCUAAGAAUUACGUUACUGCAACAACUGUUGAAACUGGACAAAAAUUCUCAAUAUUCUCAUCUCUGCUGAUGAAAAGUGGAAACAAUUCAAAUAGCAGUACAGUUAUUCCACGUCUUGAUAAUUGCACGAACGAUGUUUUAGUUAGAGGAGCAUUGUGCUUUCAUGUUCAAGUACAAGACGAAGGAGCUGGUGGCAAUUUGCUCGACUGCAUAAUGGGCGUGUCUGCUGACAGUAUAGUACUUAUAGAGGACAGUUCUCGUCAGAUUGUGUUGGUACUACCAACAAAUACACUGCUUGGUUGGGUGGUGAGCGGUGGUUGGAGCCGCGUGUACUACCACCGCGGCGAGAGCGUGCGCGUGCGCGGAGCACCCGAGGCGCUGCUGCGCCGGUUGGCCAGUGUGGCCCCGCCCCACGCCCACAACCUGCACGAGAUCACUCUUGAGCGCGGACAAGCAGCGCAACUAGGUUUCCACGUGCAGCCUGACGGUCUGGUGACGGCGGUGGAGGGUGGGGGGUGCGCGGCGAGGGCGGGGGUGAGGCGCGGCGCGCGUCUGCUGGAGGUGUGCCGCGCCGCUGUCGUAGCUCUGCACCACGACCAACUCGUUGACCUGCUCAAGACUUCAGACCCAGUCACGGUGACGGUUACGUUCGCGUCGAGCGCACGGUGCGGGUGUGAGAUGGGGGCGGAGGAGUGGGCGGCGCCGGGGCGUGCGGACGCGCAGCAGCAGCGCGCGCGCAGGCACGACCGCGCUGACAGGCACUCCCCGCCACGAUCUGACAGCUCCGGAUAUGGCACAGGUGGGUCAGGUCGCAGCUUGCGACAGCAGCGGUCGCCGCAGACGUCGCCGGUGUCGGAGAGUGCGCGCAGAGCGGAGCCGCGACAUGCUCGCCGGCCGCGCUCCUCCCCCGCAGCACCCACACCCACCACACCUGGCACCGCACCCACAUUGCAGAAUAAUUCACUCACUGAAGAGCUGAUGCGUUUAAUGGACGCUGAGCUGGGGGAGGGACAGAGUGAGGGGACGGGACGAGGUCCUCCACUUCCGCUGCCUGACGCCGCCGCCCUCGACUGGGCCACGCUCGUACACACCGCCACCAGAGCCAUGUUGCAGAUAUGCGAAGAACACCAGUAUCCGACAAUGGAUAAUUUAGAAUCACUCGACAAUCCUGCAAGUGAGCCCUUGCAGGACUCUUGGCCAGAACCACCGAUAUCAGAGACAUCGAUAUCAACAGUGAUGUCGAAUAGCCCGAGUGUGUCGAUCAAUGUGAGCGCAGUGGGCGGGGCUAGUGCUGUGGGUGGGGUUAAUGCAGUAGGCGGGGUUACGGGUGCAGUGACGAGCGCGGACAGUACUGCGUGCGGCUGCGGGCUCGCCGCCAGAGUUGCCACAUUAGAAGCGGACGCGGCAACUGCACAGCGCCAAAACAACCAGCUGGAGGAAGAGGUUCGACGUUUGAGACGACACAACGCUCGCCUAAGAGAGGAAUCCGCGAGAGCAGUUUGGCAACUGCGACACUUCACGCAGUGGCUCAAGAGAACCGUCGACAGACAAUAAUGUAAACAACCAUUGAAUUCUUACCAUUCUGCAGCAAUAAAACUAAUAUUAUUAUUGAAGGGUCACUUCGACCCUUUGCCGUUGAAAAUAGGGGUCUCUACUCUCUACCAACCCAUCGCCACUCAAUAAAUCGGCAAACAACUAUUUCAGAUACAACUCUGGCCUAACUAUAGUAGGUAAAAAAUUAGUAAAACUAUGUGCUUUUAAAUAACUAUAUUGUCAAUUUAUCCACUCAAAUAAUGGUAGUGAUCGAAAUUUUAUGAAAUAAGUGUUUAGAAUAAUUUUUAAUGUCACAAGUACUGGCCUAAGAAACGAUAUCGCAAUAUAAUCUGUCGUAGGAUGCUUUCAACGAUUACGUAAACGUUUUUUUUUAAUUGUAUUAAUUAUUAAAA
Molecule: messenger RNA, 4033 nt
Organism: Papilio machaon (common yellow swallowtail)
Lineage: Eukaryota; Metazoa; Arthropoda; Insecta; Lepidoptera; Papilionidae
Product: signal-induced proliferation-associated 1-like protein 3
Exons: 15
Coding region: 234-3641 (1135 amino acids)
Biological process (GO): activation of GTPase activity; regulation of small GTPase mediated signal transduction
Cellular component (GO): cytoplasm
Molecular function (GO): protein binding; GTPase activator activity
Source: RefSeq, a predicted model, not a curated record